AUGGACAACCAUGAAUUCGGCCAUACCUUGGCCACGUCGAGGCAUGGAGAUGGCAAUGGGCAAGGUGUGACCUUGUUGAGGACAAGUUCAGUUAGUGAAGGUUGGGAAGAGGAGGAGGAACCGAGCUGUACUUUGACAACUCAGAGUUUUCCUAAUCUGAAUGAGGGGGACAUCAGGGCAUUAUCUGCUAUGGCCAAUGAGGAAGAAAUCAAAACAACGGCUUUUGAUCUAGGGGUUCAAGGCACCAAGACCCGAUGUAAAGAAGCCUUGCAACAUAAAGGAGUUCCGGCCCAUAUCACUUUGCAAUGUAAGCUACAGAUUGUGACAAAAGUGAUUACUCACAGACUCAAGAACAUCCUUCCCAAGGUGGUUGGGCACCAACAGUGUAGUUUCAUUGUAGCAAGACAAAGUAGUGAUAGUAUUAUCACAGCCCAGGAAAUUAUUCACUCUAUGAAAAUCAAGAAAGGGGAAAAAGGAUGGUUAGCUGUUAAAGUAGAUUUGGAAAAAGCUUGUGACAAAUUGGAGUGGAGUUUCAUCGUAGACACUCUUAAAGAGAUGGGGCUUGAAGAGAAGAUAUGUAAUGUUAUCAUGGCAUGUAUCUCUACCUCUUCAUCCCUGAUCCUUUGGAAUGGUGAGCAAACCGAGAAAUUUAGAGCCAUAAGGGGCAAUCAACAGGGUGACCCUAUUGAAGGGAAUUGA
This is a messenger RNA of Neltuma alba, 699 nucleotides long. RefSeq lists its product as uncharacterized. The coding region runs from base 1 to 699 and encodes 232 amino acids. The record is from RefSeq and is a predicted model, not a curated record. NCBI's taxonomy places the organism in Eukaryota, Viridiplantae, Streptophyta, Magnoliopsida, Fabales, Fabaceae. The transcript is spliced from 3 exons.